Messenger RNA from Pundamilia nyererei, 1433 nucleotides. It is a transcript of the gene yif1b, whose product is annotated as Yip1 interacting factor homolog B (S. cerevisiae). The transcript is spliced from 8 exons. NCBI's taxonomy places the organism in Eukaryota, Metazoa, Chordata, Actinopteri, Cichliformes, Cichlidae. Bases 194 to 1120 code for a protein of 308 amino acids. Gene Ontology annotation, cellular component: endoplasmic reticulum membrane; endoplasmic reticulum-Golgi intermediate compartment; COPII-coated ER to Golgi transport vesicle. Gene Ontology annotation, biological process: endoplasmic reticulum to Golgi vesicle-mediated transport. The record is from RefSeq and is a predicted model, not a curated record.
CAGACGGCGGUGUUCACCUCUCACGUCCGUUCAUCGUUACAUUUACAAGAGAAGAAGAAGAAGAGCGUAUUCACUUCCGUGUAAAAUUUCAUGAAUGACGACCACAGCUUCCCCAGUGUAGCUCGCUAACUAGUACCAACUUCGAGUAGUGUCGCUUGUUUGACAGUUGCCGCUACCGCCUGCUUGUUCUAAAAUGGAUUAUACUGCAACUCAAAGUGGGUUCAGACAGCGUAAGUUACAGCCCAGUAUGCGUCUAAGGAAUAGUCCAGGGGACAGUCCAGAUGGCAGUCAGCUGUUUGAGGAUACGAGCAGAGCUGGGCCUGGACCACAGGCAGGAUACAGGAACCAGCAGGCCGGCCCUCAAACUGCAGGAUUUCCUGGUCAGACCCUCCUGUCAGAGCCCAUGUCCAAUCUGGCCAUGGCAUAUGGCAGCUCGCUGGCAUCCCAGGGGAGAGAAAUGGUUGACAAGAACCUGGAUAGAUUCAUCCCAAUUUCCAAGCUAAAGUACUACUUUGCUGUGGACACAGUGUACGUCGGGAAGAAGCUGGGCCUUCUAGUUUUCCCAUAUAUGCACGAAAACUGGGAGGUGAGCUACCAGCAGGACACUCCUGUGGCUCCGCGCUUUGAUGUGAACGCUCCCGAUCUUUAUAUUCCUACCAUGGGCUUCAUCACAUACAUCCUGGUGGCCGGACUGGCCCUCGGCACACAGAGCAGGUUUUCACCAGAGCUGCUGGGAGUUCAGGCAAGCUCAGCUUUGGUGUGGUUAAUCAUGGAAGUCCUGGUGGUCCUCCUGUCACUCUACCUUGUCACUGUAAACACAGACCUCACCACUAUAGACCUGCUGGCCUUUGCUGGCUAUAAAUAUGUUGGGAUGAUUGUAGGCUUAGUGGCGGGCCUUUUGUUUGGGAAGCCGGCAUAUUAUCUGUCUCUGCUGUGGUGCUGUGCUGCCAUCUUUGUCUUCAUGAUACGCACUCUGCGUCUGAAGCUGUUGUCAGAAGCAGCAGCAGAAGGGAAGCUAGUGAGAGGAGCCAGAAACCAACUGAGGAUGUACCUCACCAUGGCUAUAGCAGCAGCACAGCCCAUUUUCAUGUACUGGCUCACUUUCCACCUCGUCAGAUAAAAACUCCAGCACUUGCACACAGAACUCGUCAUCUCACCUGACUAAAAUUUGAAAAAAGAAAAUAAACACAACAUACAUAUCAGAGAAGCUGGACUUGGAUGAAACACACAGCGACAUGAAGACUCCACGUACGUGUGGAGCUGAACAACACGCUACAAGACGACUUAGAGAAGAUGCGAGUCGUUACCGCCGUUUCACAGCACAGCCAUUUCAUUAGCAUUGCCUUUUUUAAGUCUUCGCAAUUUUGUAGCAAGAGCAAUUGGCUUUAAGUUUCUUUUUUUCUACUGUGUAAUUACUGCUUAAUUAUGUUUUU